AAAAACAGCACCAAAAAGCUACCGCUUAGUCAUCCAAUCAAAAUCUCGCAGAAUCCAAUCCUUUUUCGUGCCUACCAAACCACUCCAACCACAUCAUCCGACUCAAUCCCGAACGAAACGCCCGUAGCUUUCGCGAAAAAAAUAAUCCUUCUCCUCCAACGUCACCGACGCAACAAACCUCCCGCCCUCCCACCCUUCGGUCGACCCGCUUGCUACCUCUCCUCUCUAAUCGAAAACAAAAAUGUCUGCCUCUAUCCUCCGCGUCGCCGCCCGCGGCUCGAUCAGCUUCUUCCGCGCGAACCCCAUCCGCCAGCCUCUCGUCGCCCGUUCCGGCAUGCUCCUGCCCAUCGUCGCGGGUGUCCCGGCCGCCAGCAACUUCAGCACCAGCGCCCGCCUUCGCUCCGGCGACCACGCCGAGGAGACUUUCGAGGAGUUCAGCGCGAGAUUCGAGAAGGAAUUCGAUGGCGUCCAGGACGUUUUCGAGCUUCAGCGUAACCUCAACAACGCCUUCGCCUACGACUUGGUCCCCUCCCCCUCCGUCGUCGCCGCCGCUCUGAAGGCCGCCCGUCGCGUCAACGACUUUGCUACCGCCGUCCGCAUUUUCGAGGGCGUCAAGGCCAAGGUCGAGAACAAGGGCCAGUACGAGCAGUACCUCGAAGAGCUCAAGCCCCUGAGGGAAGAGCUCGGCGUCCCUCUGAAGGAGGACAUCUACCCCGAGGAGAAGAACUAAAUUGUUUCAUCUUCUCUCAGUUGAGCAAAACGAAAAGAGGGUUAUAACGGAAGGGCCUAAAUCGAUUCAUUGAAACCGACGUCACCCCCGGCUAGGGCCAACCAAAACAUCAAAACUCGAAACCAACUUGUAUAUUUCUACAGGAGCAAAGAGGAAGAAGAAGAGAGGAACGGGGGAAGCAAAGUCUGCUUGCCGCGCGCGUGUGUGUGAGAAGUCUGAUAGAACGGGGGAGGAGUUUUUUCCUUGGUAGUGUGUGAUUUUCCCAAUCAAAGUCCCAUGUACCAUCUUAGACCUCUGCUCAAUCUCAUAUGUUACAACCUGAUUCUGCACGUUUCGUAAGACCCUAGAAUCCUCCUCAGUAUCAUCUUGGAUGCGGCAUCUGGACGUUGGGCAAGCUAUUGAGUCGAUUCAAAGUCCUACGUUACCAUCUUGAAGCCUCUUCUCAAAUAUUCUGGUUGGAAUUCG
Molecule: messenger RNA, 1195 nt
Organism: Colletotrichum godetiae
Lineage: Eukaryota; Fungi; Ascomycota; Sordariomycetes; Glomerellales; Glomerellaceae
Product: cytochrome c oxidase subunit VA
Exons: 4
Coding region: 242-730 (162 amino acids)
Biological process (GO): mitochondrial electron transport, cytochrome c to oxygen
Cellular component (GO): mitochondrial inner membrane
Source: RefSeq, a predicted model, not a curated record